CCGCCGCACGCUCUCGUGCACCGCCCGAGGGUGAGAUGGACGCGAACGAGGAUAUCGCCCUGCCCCCACUCCUGGAACGACUCGCCGCGGACGCGCGAGAUGUCUUCACCGAGCACGUGCUCUCGCGGUUCGACGGCGGUGACCUCGCGGUGCUCGCGCUGGUGAGCAGGAGCACGCGCGACGCCGUCUUCACGUCGUCCGUCGGCGAGGUCAACGACCUCGCGGCGGUGAGGAGAGAGCUCGCGAGGGUGCCGAACUUCGUCGGGUCGGUCGGCAGGCUGGCGUGGGCGAAGGAGCGAGGGUGUCCGUGGAACGCGAAGACGUUCAUGUGCAUCGCGGAGGAUGGGAAUCUGGAGGUCGCGAAAUGGGCGAAGGAACGAGGGUGCCCGUGGAACACGCAUACUUGCGCCCAGGCCGCGAGUGGCGGCCACCUGGAGGUGCUACAGUGGGCGCGAGCGAACGGCGCUCCGUGGAACGAGUGGACUUGCCGCGAUGCCGCGGAAGGCGGCCACCUGGAGGUGCUGCAGUGGGCGCGAGCGAACGGAUGUCCGUGGAACGAGUGGACUUGCCGCGAUGCCGCGAAAGGCGGCCACCUGGAGGUGCUACAGUGGGCGCGAGCGAACGGAUGUCCGUGGGACGAGUGGACUUGCGCCGGAGCCGCGGAAGGCGGCCACCUGGAGGUGCUGCAGUGGGCGCGCGCGAACGGCGCUCCGUGGGACGUGAGGACUUGCCGCGAUGCCGCGGAAGGCGGCCACCUGGAGGUGCUACAGUGGGCGCGAGCGAACGGCGCUCCGUGGAACGAGUGGACUUGCCGCGAUGCCGCGGAAGGCGGCCACCUGGAGGUGCUACAGUGGGCGCGAGCGAACGGUUGUCCGUGGAACGAGCGGACUUGCCGCGAUGCCGCGAAAGGCGGCCACCUGGAGGUGCUACAGUGGGCGCGAGCGAACGGUUGUCCGUGGAACGAGCGGACUUGCCGCGAUGCCGCGAAAGGCGGCCACCUGGAGGUGCUACAGUGGGCGCGAGCGAACGGAUGUCCGUGGGACGAGUGGACUUGCCGCGAUGCCGCGGAAGGCGGCCACCUGGAGGUGCUACAGUGGGCGCGAGCGAACGGCGCUCCGUGGAACGAGGUUACUUGCACUAAAGCCGCGGAAGGCGGCCACCUGGAGGUGCUACAGUGGGCGCGCGCGAACGGCUGCCCGUGGAACAAGGAUCCUUGCUCCGGAGCCGCGGCAGGCGGCCACCUGGAGGUGUUGCAGUGGGCGCGAGCGAACGGAUGUCCGUGGGACGAGUGGACUUGCACUAAUGCCGCGGAAGGCGGCCACCUGGAGGUGCUGCAGUGGGCGCGAGCGAACGGCUGCCCCAGUGGCCGCCCCAACUAA
This is a messenger RNA of Micromonas pusilla CCMP1545, 1379 nucleotides long. RefSeq lists its product as uncharacterized. The coding region runs from base 36 to 1379 and encodes 447 amino acids. The record is from RefSeq and is a predicted model, not a curated record. Gene Ontology annotation, molecular function: protein binding. Lineage: Eukaryota; Viridiplantae; Chlorophyta; Mamiellophyceae; Mamiellales; Mamiellaceae. The transcript has a single exon.